Phytophthora nicotianae INRA-310 is the source of this 1835-nucleotide messenger RNA. RefSeq lists its product as hypothetical. Gene Ontology annotation, molecular function: NADP binding; 2-dehydropantoate 2-reductase activity. The coding region runs from base 319 to 1236 and encodes 305 amino acids. Lineage: Eukaryota; Oomycota; Peronosporomycetes; Peronosporales; Peronosporaceae. The transcript has 4 exons. Gene Ontology annotation, cellular component: cytoplasm. The record is from RefSeq and is a predicted model, not a curated record.
GAGUCCGUCGAGGCAUUAUUGACACCCUGGAGCUCGAUCGAUUUUGGUCGAGUGAAACGACGCGUCGGUUGGUAAACUGCAUAAAGGCAGUAAUAAUUAGGUUUUCAUCCUUCACGAGGUCGCAUGUGCAUCAGGUGAGUGGCUCCCGCUCGUAGGUCUCGUAAGUUGUUUGUUGUGCAGUGAUGACAAUUGUGUGAUCGAUCACAUGCUGCCAGUCUGGUGGUUCUUUCAAAUUUGAUGUUAUUCGAUCAAAUUUGAAGGCCAGAUCAAUGCGACUUUUUUCGGACUAUUUCACAGAUUCCUAUUUGAUUCGCAAAUAUGCUGCGGAUAUGCUCCAGGAAUCCCAGCGCGUACCGAUCUGUAGGACGAUCGAUCUACUCGGUAUCAUGCCUCCAAAAUGUCAUGGAAGAAGUAGGUACUAACCGUUCGAAUGAACUACGCGUGGGGGUGUUGGGACUGGGUGCGAUCGGGACCAUAUUUUUCACUCGAUUGGGACGUUUGGCCGCCAGUGUCAAGGCGAAACGAGAGUUGCCAACACUCACAGUUGACGCGUUCGUUAAAGCCGAGCGAUUUGAGAAUUGGACGAGAAAUGAGAAGCUUCAGUUGUGUCUUCAAGUCUCUAAUGAGGAGACAUUGGCGUUUCGAUUGGAUGAUUUGAACGAGAAGGUGGCGACGGUGCUGGAUGCCCCGAAUGUUCGAGUACGCACAUUGGACAGCGUAGUAGCGGACGAUUGCGAUGGCAAAUUGGACGUAUUGUUAGUGGCAGUGAAGGCGUACGACAACGUUAAGGUGAUUCAUGAACUUAGGGAGAAGAGCAAGCACUUGAUGAAAGACGGCGCACUGUGUGUGCUGCUCCAGAACGGACUUGGUGAAGUACCGAGAGACGGGGAAAAUGCGUUAGAUAGAGUGGAGGAUCGAUGGGAGUUUGCCAAUGGAGUGACAUUUGUUGGUGGACGAGUGGUGGAGUUUGGGAGUGUGGUGACGAGCGGACUGGACGUGGGGAUGACGUACCUCGCUCCGUUUGGUGGAUCAGAAGAGGAAAAGCAACGAAGUACCAAGAUUGAGAUGCUAACGGAGAUUUUUCUUGCUGCAGGUCUACGUUGCGAGAUAUUGGAACCCAGCAAGAUGCAAGCAAUGCUCUGGCGUAAAUUGAUUGUAAAUGCGGCGAUCAACCCCCUGGCAUGUCUGUUGAAUGCACCAAACAAGCUUCCAGCGAAGGUAGUCGGCAUUGCGUGAAUAUGGUGGUGCAGGAGGCCCUCGCCGUCGCUAAAAGCGAGCAGAUUCCGUUGAGCUGCUCACAAAAGGUACCAGCUAUGCCGUCGAGGAUGCUUCUACUAGCUUUUCUGACAAGUUUUUGUCCGUGUGCAGGAACUUGUGGAUGAUAUCCUUGAAGUGGCUCGAAAUACGGGCACAAAUGUGUGCUCCAUGCUGGCAGAUCUGCGUCGCGGCUCAAAAACUGAGAUCGACGCUAUCACCGGGCGGAUUGUUGCAGGUGGCAAACGGCAAGGAAUUCCCACUCCAACCAAUGAGAUGUUACUCUCGCUGAUCAAGGCACUUGAGGAAGAAGGAACACGCCGAAUCGAAUAGACAAUACGGGAAUGGCUUUCUGGGACUGGCUUUGAGGGUCCGUACACACAUCGUACACAUGCGUAAUCUGAUAACUGCGUCUCGAGUCAGGUUACCGGUACACGUCUAACAAAAACCAGAGCAGCAAAAGAGGUGCAUCGCUUCAAACCUGACAAUAAAGCUAGGCACUGUGAGGCCAACGCCGCGAAGAACAGCAUCAAUAUCACAAUAAAGCCAAUCGAGUUCAUGUACGUGAGCUCAAAAAAAAA